Topomyia yanbarensis is the source of this 1125-nucleotide messenger RNA. Its product is annotated as alpha-ketoglutarate-dependent dioxygenase alkB homolog 4. Gene Ontology annotation, molecular function: oxidoreductase activity; demethylase activity. The record is from RefSeq and is a predicted model, not a curated record. The transcript is spliced from 3 exons. NCBI's taxonomy places the organism in Eukaryota, Metazoa, Arthropoda, Insecta, Diptera, Culicidae. The coding region runs from base 103 to 1056 and encodes 317 amino acids. Gene Ontology annotation, biological process: oxidative demethylation.
UGACAGACGGAAUUCGCAUGUAAACAAUUUGUUGGACUUUGCAUCGAGUUUUUGAUGGUUUUAGUGAGCUGCUGUUUGAAUUAUUACAGGCAUAGAACCUAAAUGGAUUACCCAAGACCCUGUGGUUGCAAAGGACGCCGCACCUGCCUCAACUGCGAAAAAAGCUUUGCCAUAGAAAGAAUUGACUAUAGCAGUUUGUUCAAGAGUUGCAAAACUUAUUGCUUCUGUCCGCGAUGUAAUAAAAUUUAUCCCGGGUGGGACACAACUGUGGUACUGGCGGAUCAUGAGCGGAAUCAUAAUGGUGAUCAAGGGGAGGACUACCCGGGAAUUUACAUUGACCUUGAUUUUCUCAACUUAAUUGAAGAAACUCAGCUGAUGAAGGGUAUUGACGAGAUGCCAUGGGACAUUUCACAGAGUGGACGCCGCAAGCAGAACUUUGGUCCGAAGACAAACUUCAAGAAGACUAAGAUUAAAGUGGGCAGUUUUGAAGGUUUUCCAAAAUUUUCGGAAUUCGUUCAGAGAAAGUUUGAUCAGGUUCCGCUGAUGGAGGGCUUCCAAACAAUUGAGCAGUGCUCAUUGGAAUACACACCGGAACGAGGAGCUUCCAUCGAUCCCCACAUCGACGAUUGCUGGAUUUGGGGCGAACGGGUUGUGACUGUUAAUCUGCUGAGUGAUUCGGUUCUGACCAUGUCCAGAUAUCGCUGCCCUGACGAGAAGAGUCGUUACAAUUUGGACUUUGUAGACCGGUACAGAGAUAAACUGAUUUCAGGUUUGGUGGAUGAAGCGGCGAUGGAUGCAUUUGACGAUCGAAUAGUUAGGAUACCGAUGCCAAGACGAUCGCUGCUCGUUAUAUACGGAUCGCCACGGUACCAGUGGGAGCAUGCAGUCCUCCGCGAGGAUAUUACUGAACGACGUGUUUGUUUGGCUUACCGGGAGUUUACACCAAUGUAUCUGCAAGGGGGCAGUGAGUAUAGCAAAAGUGAAGAAGUGUUUAAAUUGGCGCAGAAUUUCUGGAACCAUUCCAAGGUAUCUUCUGAAGGUGUUCGCGCCAACUAGUCGUAUGGUGUACUGUGAUUUGUACAGAUAAUGUUUACGGGACCCAAAAUAAAUAACAUAAUAUUUAAU